GUCAUCUCAUGAGUCUUACUUUUUGUAAUUUUCUUACCCCUGUAGUGAUUAUCAGAAGCAAUGAGCCAUCAUUGAAAGAUUACCCUUGUAGUGAGUCCAAUCAAGAAAGUAAAGGAAGAGAUGCAAAAACUGAAAGGGGAGGCACAAGCCAACAAGGAUCACAUGCUACAGUAUAAAGAAAUAGCACUAGUGAAUGAAGUUGUAUUGAAGCAAAUUGAAUCUGCUUAUGAAAAAUUCAAGGCUGAAGCUGACAAGCUAAAGAAGUCACUGGAGGAUGAAAUUCACUUUCUUAAGGGAAGGGUUUCAGAACUUGAAAGUGAUCUUUUGUCAAAGUCCACAGAAGUUACAUCUGCAGUUUCAGGGAAAGAAGAAGCUCUAUCUUCUUAUGAUAGGUUGAGCAAAGUGAAGUAUUGUUUAUUUAGAAAUGUGAAUGUAGGAUGCAAUGUAUGAUUUGAUUGCUAUUUGUAAUAAAUGCAUCAU
Molecule: messenger RNA, 480 nt
Organism: Magnolia sinica
Lineage: Eukaryota; Viridiplantae; Streptophyta; Magnoliopsida; Magnoliales; Magnoliaceae
Product: nuclear-pore anchor-like
Exons: 4
Coding region: 121-450 (109 amino acids)
Biological process (GO): mRNA export from nucleus
Cellular component (GO): nuclear pore
Molecular function (GO): structural constituent of nuclear pore
Source: RefSeq, a predicted model, not a curated record